CCACGCCUCCCCAAUCGCCACCAGCUUCAGCAUCGCGUUAUCCUCACGUGCACACCACCUGCUCGACCAAAUUCCCCACACACCCGCUCACCAACAUCUCCGAUGGCCACCGCCACCGCCGCGGCGCCCUCCUCCUCGUCCCUCCUCCGCCGAUCCCUCCCUCCGAAAUUCUCGGCCGCCCGAUGCCUCGCGCCGCCGCGGUGCCGCGCGCGCCUCCGCACCGCGUGCCAGGUCGCCGUCAGCAGCGACGUGUCACCACCGCCCGACGUUGCGGACGAGGAGGCCUCUGCGGCGCCCAAGAUCGGUAAGCGCGUGCGCGUCACGGCGCCGGUUCGCGUCUACCACGUCCCCAAGGCGCCGGACCUCAACCUUCGUGGCAUGGAGGGUGUGGUCAAGCAGUAUGUCGGUGUCUGGAAGGGCAAGCGCAUCACGGCCAACCGCCCCUUCAGAGUGGAGUUCGAGCUCAAGCUGGAUGGGCAGGACAAGCCGGUGCGGUUCUUCGUCCACCUCCGAGAGGACGAGUUCGAGUUCGUCUGAGACGAAUUGGACCCUCUGUGUUGUAGAAUAAUGCGCUCUUCGGGGCGAACGCAGCACCCAUGUACAUUAGCAGGGGAGGUUGAAGAGGGAGCAAGGGGAUAGCAAGUAAGUUGAUGUUUGUUUACCUCUGGUUUGCUCUUCCUCACUUCUCUCUGUUCAACAUCGAAUUUUUCAGAUGUGAGAAUUGUUCGAGAUGAUGACGAUUAUGAAUGAGAGUGAUUAUACUA
Lolium rigidum is the source of this 764-nucleotide messenger RNA. Its product is annotated as ferredoxin-thioredoxin reductase, variable chain-like. Gene Ontology annotation, biological process: photosynthesis. NCBI's taxonomy places the organism in Eukaryota, Viridiplantae, Streptophyta, Magnoliopsida, Poales, Poaceae. The coding region runs from base 103 to 537 and encodes 144 amino acids. The transcript has a single exon. The record is from RefSeq and is a predicted model, not a curated record.